GGAAAUUAUUCUCUUGUAAUAGACAUACGUACCUACGUUUCGUACGAAAAAAAAGAAGAAGGUGUAUCUAAAAAUUAAAUGCCACUUUUUGAAAGACAUACAAAGGCGAAUGAAUCAAACUCAGUAAUACAGACAACUUUUCAUUGAGCUGAGUAGUUUAUGUAAACUAGAUAGAUCUGCUAAGAUGUUUAGCAGCGUGAAACAAGCCGUUUCAAGUGAUCAGGUACUAAUGUCCCUGAAACGAGUGGUAGGACGUCAGGGCGAAAGCUUCGGAAAAAGCAGUCAUGUAGUGUCAGGGCAGACAAAUCUCACAACGGGUGAAAAUUUAUCCAAUUCAUCAAUGUCACUUAGUUGCUCUGAUCCAAAUUUCUCUACGAUUAAUUUGGAGGGUACUGACAACAGACGACAAUCUUGUUUUUCGAUACCGGCCACCAAACCCAAAAUAUCGUCGUGGGAUGCAGGGUGGAAUGUUACAAAUUCGAUUCAGGGAAUGUUCGUACUUGGUCUGCCAUAUGCUAUUAUGCACGGAGGAUACAUUGGGUUACUUCUCAUCGUUUUGACCGCUGUCAUUUGCUACUAUACUGGACUUAUUCUUGUGGAGUGUUUAUACGAAAAAAAUGAAGAUGAAGAGAUUGUUCGGGUACGAGAAAAUUAUUUUGAUGUGGCUGCUGCAUGUUGGGGUCGACAUCUGGCAACAGUUGUCAACAUUGCUCAGCUGAUCGAGUUGUUGAUGACGUGCGUGCUGUAUAUCGUCGUAUCUGGAAAUAUGUUAGCAAGCAGUUUUCCUUCGGCCGGAAUUGGAGAAGCAGGAUGGUCAACAUUUGCCAUGCUUAUACUCGUGCCUUGCAUAUUUCUGAAGAAUUUACGUGUUGUUUCAAAGUUAAGUAUGGGAUGUACAAUAGCGCAGGCUGUUGUAGUAGUCAUAACUUUGAUCUAUUGCUUGUCGAAAAUACAAUAUUGGGCAUGGAGUAAGUUAACGUUCACAGUGAAUGCUAAGAAUUUCCCAGUAUCGAUCGGAGUCAUCGUAUUCAGUUACACAUCUCAAAUUUUCCUCCCAACACUCGAGGGCAGCAUGGAAUACAAAGGAAGUUUCAACAAAAUGCUUUAUUGGUCAUAUGGCGCUUCUUGUGGCAGCAAAUUUAUUUUCGCUUUAUUUUGUUUCUUAACUUGGUCACACGAAACGAAAGAGGUCAUAACCGACAAUCUUCCACAUGGUUUGCGAGUAAUUAUAAGCAUUGUUCUCGUUAUAAAAGCAUUGCUGUCCUACCCGCUACCUUAUUACGCAUCCGUGGAGACUUUUGAACAAAGCAUUUUUACUGGAGCAACAGGAGGGUUGGGGAGUUUAUUCAAAACCAAGGCACACCCGUAUGAUGACCUUUCCGGGAGUGAAAGCAUGGAUUUUCCAUCAAAUGAAUUAGAAGUGCAAACACCUAGCCAAACCAGAAACAUACACACAGAAAAGACCUCACUGAAAUCAAAGAUUGUUCUUGACAACAGCGAGCGAAGGCCUGGAUGGCUGCCAUCUUGUUACAAGCCGGAUGGAAAUCUACAAAUGUGGGCUUAUGGACUAAGGCUUCUAGUUGUGUUUGCUACGUAUCUCGUAGCGCUCUUCAUACCGCACUUUGCCUUGUUGAUGGGUCUUACAGGUAGUCUCACUGGAGCGUUAUUGGCAUUUAUUUUUCCUUCGGCUUUCUACUUGCAACUGCGAUGGAGAAUGUUGAGCCGGAGGCAGAUUUUGCUCAACGUCAGUAUAGUACUGGUGGGAUUCAUAUGUGGUGUUUCAGGAAUAUAUCAUUCGAUUCAAGGACUUUACGAGGCCUACCAUCCAGUGGAUAAUCACGUGUUCAUUUUCAACAAUUCAUCCUUUUUGAAUGGGUCGGAAAUUACGCCGAAUAUGUUCAACGCAACGACGAUAUCGCCAAUGAAGGAUCUUAUUCUAUUCAACGAGCCCGGCCCAUCUCCAGAUAUUGAUUGAAUCGAUUUUCAGUCAACUACGAACGCUACUCGACAUGUCUAUAAAUAUCCAAGCAUAAAAUGCUGAGCUGCUUCGAGCGCGAUAUUUUCUCGAGCACAUAGAGACCCUGAAUGCCGAACUGAUUUUACCUCUUAAAUUAUAACAUUUUCACAAGCAUUUUCUUCAGAAUAUCGCUUUUUUAUUAUUGAUCUUGCUCGUAUAUAUAUAUUAUCCAAAAAUUCAACAUAUGCCCUAGUCUAGUGCAAUGAAUUCUUAACCAUAAUUAUAAAAUUUGACACACACAACACCUGUCAUUUCUAUACUGUAUAUACACUUUAUUGCUGGUUGUUUUCUUUAUUUGAAGUGACAAAUAAAAUAACUCUGACUCAUUGGAAUAAGGAUGUUCCAUAUUGCCAAAACUAUAAAACAAAUUAUAUUAUUGCGGCACACACGGGCCUCACAACUGCCCUGCUGUUGGCAACCGAGCGUGGUGGCUUCGUCGAAGAUUAAAAUAUCGCACGACAGUGCACAUCAUGCCCACUUGAUUCUAUCAAAUCAAAGAUAUUGAUCGUCUGUAUAACUGUCAAGUACACAUCGAAAUCAACUGAAGUUUAUUAUCGCAGCUACAAACACAAAUUUUAACGAACUCAGGAGUUUCUCCACCGUUUCUCAGAGAGGGUCCCUUCCCGUAGAGAAAAAUUAGCCCAUCAGUAUUUUUUGAUGACAGUUGCUUGAUUUUGAAGACGAUUGCACGCACCACCGGAAAAAAAACUUAAAAAACGUUUUUGCGGCAAGGGUCCGGGGAACCAAAAGCGUGCAAAGUUAGCAAUCAACAAGCUCGAAAUGAAGCGAGGUCGCUGUUGAAGAUAGUUUGGGAAAUCAGCACAAGCACUGUAAUGCGUGCUUUCUAUGCCGUUGAUAAACUCACUCAUUUUUCAUAUCUCGACGCCUAUGUACUCCAUCCUAAAUGUAGAUAAUAAAUUUUAAAAUUAGCAAUUACUACAAUCGGACCCAGCAGCAGCAUGUUCACAAGUUUGUAAAGACAGGGUUUAUCAAAAACUAGUCAAAUGCUUUCAGUUUUCCAAGUUUAAUUUUUCUUAUUCAUAGAAUCUGAUCUCGGUCGCAUUAUAUAUAUUAAAACAAUGAAUGGAUAGUUCAGAACAUCUCGAAUUAUUCAGUUCUGGCGUUUAAAACAAAAUACAGAAUUUCCGAGAGAUUUGAUAUUCUUGGGACCCCGAUAUUCUUCAUAAUACUCAUCCGAUGGCAAAUUUAUCAUACGAUACACUAAGUAGUCUUUCCAUCUACCCAACGUCCGUUGGGGUGGGCAUUAAAUUAACUUCAACUUGCUUUGUACCUUUAGCACAAUAUGUCCAAUGUUGAGUGACCUGCAUAGGACACCUCAUAGUUUGAAACAUGAUGAACCACGCAUUAAAUUAACUUCAACUUGCUUUGUACCUUUAGCACAAUAUGUCCAAUGUUGAGUGACCUGCAUAGGACACCUCAUAGUUUGAAACAUGAUGAACCACGAACAUGAAAUGGUGAAAACAACUUUGCUAUCCCCGAUCAUUAGUAUAUAUUGGAAAUUGAUAUCUUGACCGGCCAAAAAUAGGAGACAAACUUAAAUGCAUCUGUUUAUUCUGUAUUAGUUGCUAAAAUCGAUGACAUUGUUAAACGUACAAGUUUUAUAUCACAUUUUAAUUAAAACAAGGAACGAAAUUAGUUAAUGAAAUCACGUGAAUGGCAUAGUACAGAAACAAAAGUGAAGGUAUCGUUGUUAAAACACACAACUAAGGCUAUCAAGAAUGUGGCCGGAAAUCUUCUGCUUCCUAAUACCUUCCUAAACUCUUCUUCGUCAUUAUUUGUCGAUUUCCGAGAAGUCCUCGCAAGCGGUUCGAAAGGUCACUAGAGCUAGCCGACGCGAAAUCGCGAGUUUCGAGAAGCUAAUCCUGCCUAUAGCUUCGAGGUUGUUCGAUUCUACGCAGAAGUACGAGGUUUGGUAUCCUCCGAAUCACUCACCGUUAAGUCAAUAAUUCCGCUUUGAAUGACUUUAGGCAUUGUGCGAGAUUUUUUUGACGUAAUGAGGCCAUUUGCAGUAAAUUAUACCCCGAAUUCCCUGCAUUUCAUCGUCCACUUUGACGCAUUUUACGGUAGAUUGACAAAAGCAAAUUUCGUGUCCAAUGACUCUUCCUCAA
Molecule: messenger RNA, 4146 nt
Organism: Styela clava
Lineage: Eukaryota; Metazoa; Chordata; Ascidiacea; Stolidobranchia; Styelidae
Product: vesicular inhibitory amino acid transporter-like
Biological process (GO): amino acid transmembrane transport
Cellular component (GO): vacuolar membrane
Molecular function (GO): L-amino acid transmembrane transporter activity
Source: RefSeq, a predicted model, not a curated record